This is a messenger RNA of Armigeres subalbatus, 4659 nucleotides long. Its product is annotated as zonadhesin-like. The record is from RefSeq and is a predicted model, not a curated record. Lineage: Eukaryota; Metazoa; Arthropoda; Insecta; Diptera; Culicidae. The transcript is spliced from 3 exons. Bases 97 to 4533 code for a protein of 1478 amino acids.
CUUUCAAAGCUUUGGCGGAUUUUUCAGAAUAUAUAAGUUGCUUUUCAUGUUUGAAGCGAGCAGAUCGUGCACUACUAUCAGAGGACUCGCUGUGAGAUGGGAACGUUGGCCGGUAGCUUGGCGUUGCUUUUGCUGGCGAUGGCAAUCAGUGUUAACGCAAGCACGAUCGCUUUUCGCGAUUGGAGGAUGGACCCUGUGAACUCGAACGAUACGGCUAGUGCACCAAAAAAUCGAACAGCUCGUCAGUUAAACGCACUUUGCAACAGUUGUCAAACGGCUCCAAUCAUGUGCCCGCCGGGUAGCUUUCUGGAGAAUGGAAAUUGUGUCGUUCGACAGACGUACUGCCCCGCGGGAUAUACGCUAAUGGGAAACACUUGCGUCGGAGCUACUGUCUGCCCCUCAGGAUAUUUCCUCAGUAACAAUAUGUGCCACCGUAGUCCGGUUGAACAGUUGUGCGAGAAGAAAAUCACAGCCCCGACAUGUGAGUCGUCAUAUGUCUUUUCUAACGGACAGUGCGUGAGACAGGACAUUCAAAGCCCCAUCAGGAAAGAUAAGGUCACACUAAUCACCGAAUCGGCGAAAUGUCCGGAUGGAUAUCUUAUAGACGGUCAAAGCUGCAUCUUAUACGAGCGGGAGCCAGCCGUGUGCGAAAAGGGUGACCUGCGAUUGGGCGAAUGUGUCGUUGCCGCCGUUUGCCAAAACUCUUACGUCAUGAACUCCUUCGGCCGAUGUGAGCAAAUUUCUGAGCUGAACGCAGUUUGUCCUCCGGGAUCGUCGCUGCACGACGGGACUUGCUUUCAUACAGACCCAACGUGUCCACGAAACUACACACUUUCUAAUAAACAAUGCGUCCUGGAGCAAACGGCUAUCGUUCAAUGCAGCCAUGGAUCAAGACUGGUGGAUAACUAUUGUGUAGUGUCAGAGCCAAAAUGUCCAGCCGGGAUUGAAUCAGUCCAAGGAAAAUGUGUACAGACACAAUACGAUCAGCCCGGAUGUCCUGCUGGUAGCCAUAUUCGAGAUGAUUUUUGUGUUACUCAAGAAGUCAGAUGCCCUCCCGGGUAUGACUACAGAAACGAUCGCUGUUUUCGAGUAGAAAAGGAACCUGCUAGGUGUCCCUAUGGGUCUAAUCUACGACGUGACGUUUGCGUGGCAGAUGUUUCGGCAUGCAGUGUGGGUUACACAUAUGAUGAGCGGUUUGGUCAAUGUGUAAAAUAUGACCAGAGGUCGGCAAUAUGCCCGCACGAGUUUACACUGAAGGGGGAAGAGUGCGUUAGCACAGUUAGUUGUGAUGCAGGAUUCACGGUUCAGUCUGGUGAGUGCAUUCGAGAGGUGAGCGAUAUUGAACAUUGUCCUGAAGGGAGCCAUUUGCGAGAUGGUGUGUGUGUUGUGUCGAGGCCAUCAUGCGAUCAUGAUUUCCAAUUGGACAAAGGAGUUUGUGUCAGAAAUGAUCGUCAGUUACCCAUAUGCACUGAUGGUUCACAGUACUCUGAUGGAUAUUGCACUCUCCAGAAUGCUGGGUGCCAGCCUGGAUUCGUACUUCGAGAUGGGCAGUGUGUAGAGGAGAUAUUUGAUCAACCGAGAUGCCCCAUUGGAUACACUUUCGUACGAGGAUAUUGUCUGGCUAAACCCUACUGUGACGUUGGUUACGACUUCGAAGACGGAGUUUGCCGUAAACGUGAAGUAGGACCGGUAACCUGUCCAUCAGGGUCAUCGCUUCAAGGAGGCGUUUGUGUAAGCUACGAUUAUGAUUGUAUACCAGGCUUUGAAAGGCGUGAUAAAAUGUGCGUUCGCCGACAUACUUCAUCUGCUACAUGUCCUGCAAAUGCGGAGUUCAAAGAUGGGAGAUGCCUGAUUAAAACAACAGCUUCGUGUCCUUUUGGGGCUUCAUUUUCAGCUGGAAUGUGCACUAUUACUGAAACUACUUCACCUUUUUGCCCACCAGGACUAACGUAUCGUAAUGGAUUGUGUCACGGAACAGUAGCCCCACUUCCACAAUUGGCACCAUCGCCAUGUACUACAGGCUGCUUUGGUCAGCAGCAACCAUGUACUACAGGCUGCUUUGGUCAGCAGCAGCCAUGCGGUAACAACUACAUGUGCAGUUUAACGCAGUCAUGUGGAUCAUGUGGUCAAGCUCAGCAGCAAACUCAUUAUACGACAACUACUCAAGCUCCUGUAUGUCCGGCUGGCUAUCAGAUGACGAACAACUUGUGCAUGCGUCAACAAACCACUCCGAUGCAGUGCCUACCACCGUACACAAUGAUAGACAACGAGUGCGUCUCAUAUGCAUCAACUGUAUGCGCAAAUGGUUUCAUGAUGGAGGGUGGACGCUGUGUUCGUUAUGAACAAAUGCCUGCGAAUUGUCGUGCUGGAUUCCAUUUACGAGAUAAUAAUUGUAUCUUCCUUAAUCCUGAUUGCGGUGUUGGUUAUCAUAAUAUCAAUGGAACAUGCACUAAGAUCUACGAAAGCCAACCUCAAUGUCCAGGCCAACAUUAUAUACAUAACAAUUUCUGUGUUGCUAGAUCGGAAUGUGCUCCAGGAUCAGUAUUGCGUGACGAUAGGUGUUAUAGAACAAAAUACAGUCCUCCUCAGUGUCCAUUCGGUUUUAUGGCCCGUAGUGACUAUUGCGUGGCAGCCGCAAAAUGUGAACAGGGCUAUCGUCUAGAGUCGAAUACUUGCGUCAAAAGCGAGCAGCGUUCUGUCAGUUGUCCAUCAGGAUCACAACAGUAUGAAGAUUACUGUGUUGUUCCGGGACCUACAUGCAACAAUGGGUUCAGUCUUCAAGAUGGCAGAUGCGUGUCCAUUCAAAGGACACCAAUUGUCUGCCCUCAUGACAGCUUCCUGUAUCGUGAUGUAUGCACGAAGCCUGUUGUUUGUGAACAUGGCUAUCAGUUGAUAUCUGGUCAAUGUACGAAACAUGAUUUAAUGCCUAUUCGAUGCCCUUCCGGGUUCUUUGUUGAUCAAAACCGAUGUACCUCAAGAAACUUGAUCUGCCCUAGUGGAUUCCAUCGAGAAAAUGACCAAUGCAUUCGACAGCACUUCGAAUCGUUAUCAUGCCCCUAUGGCAGCACACUUCGUGAUAACUUAUGCGUAACUGGGAAACCAGCUUGCAAAUUGGGAUUCCAACUGGUUAACAACAAGUGUGUACAGUAUUCAUACAAAACACUGCAAUGUCCUCCUGAAACAAUUAUGAUAAAUAACCGAUGCGUUAAAAACUUCGAAUGUCCGAAUGAAUAUCGAUUUAUAACUGGUCGCUGUGUGAAAAUGGUUUACGAAUCCCCAAGAUGUGAAGCAGGCUCCCUUAUCAACAAUAAAUGUAUUGCUCCAGGACCUAAUUGCCCAUCUGAUUAUCGUUACAUCGACGGUAACUGCAUCAAAAAGGAGUUCAUUAGCCCAUCCUGCCCCUCUGGAGCUAAACAACAAAAUAACUAUUGUGUUGUAAGCAAUCCAACCUGCCGGAGCGGUUUUGAUUACUCCACGUCAAUUUGUGUCAGAGUAUCUACCAGACAAGCCACGUGCCCACCCAGCUAUACCAAUCGGGACGGCAUGUGUGUUUCCGAAGUACGUGGAUUCGAUUACGCUUGUAAGGAUGGGUACAUGCUCAACGGUCAGCAAUGUAUUCGAACAUCCCAUUUACCCGCCUCAUGUCCUACUGGGUAUCUGCUAGAAGGAACCGUUUGUCGAGAGAUUUCUUGUACACCUCCUGCCACACCAUACGCUAACGUAGCGGUACCAGCAUCUCCUCUAGCAGAUAGUCGGCUUGUAAUCAAAAGCAGCGGUCCUACCUCAAUACUGUAUCCGACACACUCAAAUUUAAUUAAUACUGUGGAAUCUCAAUCAUAUUACCAACCACCACUAAGCGCAAAUAUAAAUCAAAUAACCUUCCCCUCUUCACACGUGGUCAACCAAACCUCGUACACAGCGCAAUCUGCAAUUCCCAGCGAAUUUGCUGCAUUCUUCGAGAAAACUCCUAGUCGGUCGUUUUUGUUCAACUCAUAUCCAACAUACCACACUGCAUCACGCGGUAACUUAUACCCGCCCGUUUCACGUAGUAAACCAGAAGCUUCGGAAGUGGAACUAAUCGUUCCCGUACGUAAUGCAACACCCAUAGCACAACCGGAAAAAAUACUUAGUUGUACGGUGUAUUCCGCCAAAAUCUGUCAAUUGUCCGAAGACGACGAAUGGGAGUGCAAUCAUUUGGAAUUUUUGAAUAUCAAGAGCCGAUAUUGCGUCGAGCAGGAUGGUAAUAUCUAUCUAACCCUCGAGGAGUCCAGUUAUGAUGAAAACUCCCAGGUGCUGAUAAUGGCUGCUCGAGCAGAAUGGACCGAAAACAAUGAUGAUGAAGACGAUUACGAUUAUACUUUGGAUUGCUCGGGCUGCAUCGAAGGAGAAUACAACUGCUCGAAAAAAUGCUUCGAAUACGAAUGUGAGGAUUGUCAGUACAUCAGUGUGAAAGACUUCUGCAACGACAGCAUCAAGCCAACACAUGGCUGCACAUAUGAUGAAGGAUGCCGAGGAGACUUCUGCACAGAGUAAGUUGGGUGCCAUUAACCUUAUUUUGAUGGUUUAAGUGUGCCUAGUUGGACGAAUUUUCGGUAACAAAGUAAUUUAAUUGAACACGCAUCUCGAAGAUGUAAACUGUAAGGAUUAUUUGUGUUUCCU